Molecule: messenger RNA, 597 nt
Organism: Strigops habroptila (Kakapo)
Lineage: Eukaryota; Metazoa; Chordata; Aves; Psittaciformes; Psittacidae
Product: proline-rich protein HaeIII subfamily 1-like
Exons: 1
Coding region: 1-597 (198 amino acids)
Source: RefSeq, a predicted model, not a curated record
AUGCCGGUGCCCCGCUCCGCCCUGUUCCCUGGGUUGCCGAUCAAACGGUCGCCGCCGCGCCCCGGGAUGCUGGUACCCGGGUCCCCGCGAUGCCGGUGGCUGCAGCACCCCGGGAUGCCGGUGCCCCGGUCCCCACCCGCCCCGGUGCCGGUGCCCGGGUCCCCGCGCUACCGGAGCCCGGCCCCUCGCCGCCGCUCACCUGCCUCGGCGCCGCUCCCGCCGCAGCGUGCGCGCCCGGCGCGGAGCCGCGGAGCCCUGCGGGGCCGGCGGCGGCGGCAGAAGCUCCGCGGGGCCGAAGGGGGGUCCCCCUGGUCCCGCCCGCCCUGCCGCCCCUCCCGGGGGUGCCGCCCUCCGGCCCGCCCGCCCGGAGCCGCGGGGUGGGAGCGGGAAGGCGAGGCCGGUCCCAGACCGAUCCCUCAGCGGCACGGUGUGGCCGGAGCAGCGCGGUCCCCCCGGGCUGGCCCCCGAGAUCUGUGCAGGGAUGCCCCGGGGGGGAGCCCACCCCGUCUCCCCGGGGAAGCCCACCGGUGUCCCCUGCGAAAGCAGUGCUGCGGCGGGCCGAGAAAUCAGAGCCAGGAGUGGGUACAGCCGCCCUGA